GGUGCCUUAGCGGUGGAAGUUCGUGCCAAAGACCAAGAGAUACUGAAUAUGGUAUCUGUCCUGCACGAUGCAGACACCGUGUUAUGCUGCAUUGCCGAGAGAGCCUUUAUGAAACAUUUGGAGGGUGGAUGUAGCGUCCCUGUCGCCGUCAACACCAUGCUGAAAGAUGGCCAGUUGUAUUUGACAGGAGCGGUCUACAGUUUGGAUGGAUCUGAUAGCCUAAAGGAGACCAUGCAGACCAGCGUUCAUUAUCCCCAACAGAAUGAAGACGGACCAAACGACGAUGUGCAGCACGUCGGCAUCACGGCCAAGAACGUCCCUGGUCGGGCCCAGGACGCUGCAGAGAACCUUGGUGUUGAACUAGCUAGUUUGCUUCUAAGCAAGGGAGCUAAGCAUAUCCUUAGUGUGGCAAGGCAGCUCAACGAUGCCCGCUAA
Messenger RNA from Pterocles gutturalis (yellow-throated sandgrouse), 435 nucleotides. RefSeq names its product porphobilinogen deaminase-like. The transcript has 4 exons. Gene Ontology annotation, cellular component: cytoplasm. Gene Ontology annotation, biological process: heme biosynthetic process. The record is from RefSeq and is a predicted model, not a curated record. NCBI's taxonomy places the organism in Eukaryota, Metazoa, Chordata, Aves, Pterocliformes, Pteroclidae. Gene Ontology annotation, molecular function: hydroxymethylbilane synthase activity. The annotation marks the transcript as partial.